Messenger RNA from Sorex fumeus (smoky shrew), 2039 nucleotides. RefSeq names its product biotinidase (gene BTD). Bases 228 to 1796 code for a protein of 522 amino acids. The record is from RefSeq and is a predicted model, not a curated record. Lineage: Eukaryota; Metazoa; Chordata; Mammalia; Eulipotyphla; Soricidae. Gene Ontology annotation, molecular function: hydrolase activity, acting on carbon-nitrogen (but not peptide) bonds, in linear amides. The transcript is spliced from 5 exons.
GCGGGGAAGCGCGCCCGUCCUCCAAUCAGGAUCCAGUCGGCCUCGGCCCGCUUCUCAGGGGGCGCCGAGCGUCCGAGGAAGGCGGGACGAGCCGGCGGCGGCGGCCUAUGUGGAGCAGGGAUCAGAGAGUUAGAGCUCUGUGGGCUGAGUACGUGCCUUGUUGAAUCCCGGUUGUCCCAGCACUGCUAGGAGUCGCCUCAAGCUUGGCCAGAUUCCGGGCCUGUGCCAUGCCGGGAAGUGGCCACCCGCUCUAUCUCUUCCUCUGCGUCUGGUCCGCGGUGGCCCUGGGAGUCAGCGCUGAGGAGCACUGCCCGGCCAGGCAGCACGAGGACCAGUCUUAUGUGGCAGCCGUGUACGAGCACCAUUCCAUCCUCAGCCCCGACCCCCUGGCCCUCGUCAGCCGCACGCAGGCGCUGGAGGUGAUGAACCGGAACCUGGACGUCUAUGAAGAGCAAGUGAUGUUAGCAGCCCAGCAGGCUGCACAGAUCAUAGUGUUUCCUGAAGAUGGCAUUCAUGGGUUCAACUUCACGAGGACAUCUAUUUACCCGUUCCUGGAUUUCAUGCCGGACCCCCAGUUGGUUCAGUGGAGCCCAUGUCUGGAGCCCCACCGGUUCAAUGACACCGAGGUCCUUCAGCGUCUUAGUUGUAUGGCCAUCAAAGGGGAUAUGUUCCUGGUGGCCAAUCUUGGGACCAAGCAGCCUUGUCACAGCAGUGACCCCGGCUGUCCCAGCGACGGAAGGUACCAGUUCAACACCAACGUGGUGUUCAGCAGCAAUGGCAGCCUGGUGGCCCGCUACCGCAAACACAACCUCUAUUUUGAGGCGGCCUUUGAUAGCCCAGCCCAGGCGGACCACACUGUCUUUGACACGCCCUUUGCCGGCAGGUUCGGCAUCUUCACUUGCUUCGACAUCCUGUUUCUGGAGCCAGCCGUCAGGCUGCUGGUGCAGGACGCGGCCGUGCGGCACGUCGUGUACCCCACGGCCUGGAUGAACCAGCUCCCACUCCUAGCCGCCAUCCAGAUCCAGAGUGCCUUCGCCGUGGCCUUCGGCAUCAACCUGCUGGCCGCCAACAUCCACCACCCGACCCUGGGCAUGACGGGCAGCGGCAUCCACACGCCCCUCAAGUCCUUUUGGCACCACGACACGGAGGGCUCCCACGGUCGGCUACUUGUGGCCCCGAUCGCCAGGAACCCCCCGGGGCUCCCAGGAAUCAAGAAUGACCCUGGGGAAGGGGACCCAGCGCAUAGGAAGUUUUUGAAGGUCUUGGCCGGCGGUCCUCCCUGUGACCAGGCUGUUCGGGAGGACUCCUGCGACCCCAGCUGGCAGGCCAAGGCUCCCCUCGUGUUUCAUGCCGAGAUGAUGUACGACAACUUCACGCUGGUCCCAGUGUGGGGCAUGGAAGGCUCCGUCCAGGUCUGCGCCGGCAGCCUCUGCUGUUACUUGCGGUACCAGAGGCCCACGCUGACCCAAGAGCUGUACGCUCUGGGGGUCUUUGAGGGGCUGCACACGGUGCACGGCACUUACUACCUGCAGGUCUGCGCCCUGGUCAAGUGUGGGGGGCUCGGCUUUGACAGCUGCGGGCAGGAGGUCACGGAGGCAGAGGGGCUGUUUGAGUUUUACUUGUGGGGGAACUUCAGUUCUUCCUAUAUCUUCCCCCUGUUUCUCACGUCCGGGAUGACCCUGGAAAGGCCUGACCAGCUCGGUUGGGAGGAGGAGCACUACUUCCUGAGGAAGAAGAGCCUGACCUCCGGCCUGGUGACGGCAGCUCUCUACGGGCGGUUAUAUGAAAGGGACUAGGGACAGGGUAGGUGCCCAGACACCCACCCGCCCAGGAGCCUGUCCUGGGAGCUGUGGGGAGAAGCAGCGGAUGAGGACCCUCCCCCCACACACACAUAUACCACCCCCAGCAUCUCACCAAAAUACGCGCUUGCUAAAUUUUCCACUCAUAUCAGUUUUUUUUCAAACCACAUCUUCCUCUAGAAAAAAUUUUUUAGGAGAUGGUUGAUUUUAAGAAAUAAAAAUAAAUCGGCUUCUAUUUUA